Papaver somniferum (opium poppy) is the source of this 606-nucleotide messenger RNA. RefSeq lists its product as uncharacterized. Bases 1 to 606 code for a protein of 201 amino acids. Gene Ontology annotation, molecular function: nucleic acid binding; RNA-DNA hybrid ribonuclease activity. The record is from RefSeq and is a predicted model, not a curated record. The transcript has 2 exons. Lineage: Eukaryota; Viridiplantae; Streptophyta; Magnoliopsida; Ranunculales; Papaveraceae.
AUGAAGAACUCAAAAAUAUUAGGAAGAAUAGAAAGAUGGAAUGCACAAGUAGGGAAAUUUGGAGUAAAAUACGAAAUAUUAUCUUCACCAAAAUCACAGGUCAUUGCGGACUUUUUAGCAGAAUUUCCAUUAGAAGAAGGGGAGAGCGUAGAAGAAAUGAUCGGUAUAGAUGAAGACCAAGGAAAUCCCAAAGACCUGAUAACAGAGCGUAACUCAAAAAGAUGGGAAAUAUUUGUAGACGGAUCAGUGAAUAAUGAGGGAAACGAUAUUGGUAUAUUGUUCAUUUCACCGCAGGGAGCAAGAAUGGUGCACACGUUCAGAUUGGAGUUCGCGUCUACUAAUAAUGAGACAGAAUAUGAGGGAGUAAUGCAUGCAUUAAAGUUAGCAGUAGAAAUGGAUUUAGAUGACAUCAGAGUAACUAGUGACUCACAAUUGGUAAUACGUCAAAUACAAGACGUUAUGAUAGUGGAAAAUGUAGAAGAAAAGGAAGUAGAUAAGGAGGCAGAUUGGAGAGCACAACUUCAUUUAUAUCUGGAGAAGGGAGAGGUACCAAGAAACAAAUUAGAGAUGCACAAGUUAAAAAGUCGGGAAAAAAUUACGAAUUAA